AUGGAAAAGGGCUAUAUCCGGAAGAUUUUAAGUCCUUGUGCUGUGACUGUGCUCUUAGUUCCCAAGAAAGAUGGGACAUGGAGAAUGUGUGUGGACUGCCGAGCCAUAAACAACAUCACCAUCAAGUAUAGGCACCCCAUACAUCGUCUUGACGACAUGCUUGACGAGCUAAGUGGUUCUACUCUCUUUUGUAAAGUUGAUUUGAAGAGUGGCUACCAUCAGGUCCGAAUGCGUGAAGGAGAUGAGUGGAAAACCGCAUUCAAAACCAACAAGGUUCUUCGUGCUUACAUAAGUAAAUUUGUUGUUGUUUACUUUGAUGACAUACUUAUAUACAGUAAGAACCUUAAUGAUCACCUCAAGCAUCUUGAACUAGUGCUCAAAUCACUUCGCAAGGAAGGCCUAUAUGCUAACCUUAAGAAGUGCACCUUCUGUACUAAUGAGCUUGUUUUCUUAGGCUUUGUAGUGAGUGAACAGGGGCUAAGAGUAGAUGAGGAGAAGAUCAAGGCUCUCAAGGAGUGGCCUACCCCAACUACAAUUGGUCAUGUGAGAAGCUUUCACGGAUUGGCAAGCUUCUAUAGGACGUUUGUGAGAGACUUUAGCACUGUAGCUGCACCACUCACUGCCGUGAUCAAGAAGAACGUACCUUUCUCUUGGGGAUCAGCUCAAGAAGCCGCCUUCAAGAUACUUAAGGAGCGGUUAACAGAAGCACCGGUUCUUGCCUUGCCAGAUUUCGAUGAGAUGUUUAAAGUGGAGUGUGAUGCUUUUGUGGAGCUACGCUCAACUACCCCCACUUAUGACAAGUUGUCGUAUGCCUUGGUCCGAGCCUUGGAGACAUGGCAACACUACCUUCGGUCUAAGGAGUUCAUCAUUCACACUGAUCAUGAAACUCUGAAGCACUUGAGAGGCCAGACGUCGCUCAAGAGGAGGCAUGCUAAGUGGCUGGAGUUCAUUGAGACCUUCCCUUAUGUGAUCAAGUACAAGAAGGGAAAGGAGAACGUUGUAGCUGAUGCCUUAUCCAGGAGACAUGUGCUGAUUGCUACCAUGGAGGCUAAGGUGCUCGGGUUUGAGCACAUCAAGGAGCUAUACAAGGAGGAUCCGGAGCUUGGAGAAGCUUACCAGGCGUGUACAAAGGGAGCAUUUGGUCCUUUUUACUUACAUGAUGGUUUUCUUUUCAGGGAUAAGCGCUUGUGCAUUCCUCAAGGCUAA
Microthlaspi erraticum is the source of this 1206-nucleotide messenger RNA. Lineage: Eukaryota; Viridiplantae; Streptophyta; Magnoliopsida; Brassicales; Brassicaceae. The record is from the annotation of a GenBank genome assembly.